This is a messenger RNA of Ananas comosus (pineapple), 1229 nucleotides long. Its product is annotated as expansin-A4. The coding region runs from base 70 to 441 and encodes 123 amino acids. NCBI's taxonomy places the organism in Eukaryota, Viridiplantae, Streptophyta, Magnoliopsida, Poales, Bromeliaceae. The record is from RefSeq and is a predicted model, not a curated record. Gene Ontology annotation, biological process: plant-type cell wall organization. The transcript is spliced from 2 exons. Gene Ontology annotation, cellular component: extracellular region.
CCCAAUUACGCCCUCCCGUCCGACAACGGCGGGUGGUGCAACCCCCCUCGCCCCCACUUCGACCUCGCCAUGCCUAUGUUCCUCAAAAUUGCUGAGUACCGCGCCGGAAUCGUACCCGUAUCCUUUCGAAGAGUGCCCUGCCGUAAGUCGGGAGGGAUCCGGUUCACGAUCAACGGAUUCAGUUACUUCAACCUGGUGCUGAUCACGAACGUGGCGGGGGCGGGCGACAUAGUGCGGGCGAGCGUGAAGGGCUCGCGCACCGGGUGGAUGCCGAUGUCGCGCAACUGGGGCCAGAAUUGGCAGUCCAAUGCCGUCCUCGUCGGACAAUCCCUCUCCUUCCGCAUCACCGGCAGUGACCGCCGCACUUCUACUUCCUGGAACGUCGUGCCUGCGAAUUGGCAGUUCGGCCAGACCUUCUCUGGCAAGAACUUCAGGGUCUGAUCUAACAAGAACUACUUUUAUGGUGAAAGCGGGAGCCGUAAUUGAACUAUAGCACAUUUUGAAAUAAAUAUUUAAAUUUUAAAAAAUUUUAAUCGUACUAUCUAACGUUACAGUAACUUUGAAAUGAUAACAUCAACUGAAAGGGUUUUACUUUAACUACCGAUUGAUACCGUGUUGUUUGCGAACAUUUUUAACGUAAUCUUUCGUCGAAAGAGUUACAGAUACUGUGAGGUUAGACUAUGAAGUUUAAAUCUUUCGAACUUAAAUACUUAUUUUAAAAUGUGCUAUAGCUCAGGAAUGGUCAAUUCGCUUUUACCUUUUUCGAAACCACGAUUUCCAAAUGGGAGUAGUUGGGGGUUGGGUUUUUUUUUUUUUUUUUUUUUUUUUUCCAUUCAACUCCUUUCCCCCUCCGUUCUCACUAUUGCUUUUUCGUUCUAUUUAAUUACUCGUAAAGCUGUUACUAGUGGAUUUUAAGUGAGGAAGGGAAAAGAGUGAUGGAGAAGUGAGUUUGGGCAUUGUUAGCCCAAUGUUUUAGUAGGGUAUGUGGUGUUUUUUCUUCUAUGGGAGGUGUAUGGGUCUCGACUAAGAUGGGGGAGUUUGUGGAGAAGCGAUGCUGCAGCUGAAGCGGCUGCAGAUACCAGAAUGGAAGAUCAUGUAGCCCGCAGCUGCUUAGAUAUAUAUAUUUAAGGAUAUUUAAUAUAUGAACUAUGAAAUGUUGAUUGUGAUUACAUUUUCUUAUAUUUAAUGGUUAUGUUAUUAAUAAAAAAAUUAUAUAUAUUGUCUGAAAA